GAGGAGAGAAGAAGAGACGAGAGACGCGCCGCAACUUGCUGCCUCUCCCCCCUCGGCUCCCUGGCCGCGCCGCUGCGGGCUGCGCUCCGCGGGAGGCGGCGGCACCCAGGGACGCUCCGCUCGCGGGGCCGGCUCCUCCCGGAGGAAUCAUUUGUCAAUACUGUGUCACACUUGAACAUCAAGCCCUACAGAGCCUACAAGCCCAGAAGCUUUUGCUUCCUCACUGGGAGAGCCUGUAUGAAGACCUGUGUGGAUGAUGUUAUAAGGCUCUGCCAAGACAACCAGAGAGGCACAUUGCUUGGCAGUGGUCAUCGCUGAGGAGAGGUGGCUCUUGGGCGCCAGUGCUCAAAAUCACCAGUGAGAUGUUUGUGCUUUGCCAAGAAACAGAAGGUGCAUGCAGCACAGAUGUCAGUCUUCUUCAAGGAGUAACUUCUUCAACCCCAAGUGAUACCAGCUCCUGCUAGUACCAUGGGGCUAGAGGGUGUUUUUUUAGGCACUGGACAGAUCCAUGUAAUCCUGUGGGGAAGUUUGGCAGCCAUGACAACACUCUUGUUCCUCACCUUCCUCAUCUUCCUUUGCUCCAGCUGCAAUGGGGAAAAGAAGGCCAAAAAUCAGAAUGGAGAUCAUGAAAAUCUGAUGAAUGUGCCUUCCGAGAAGGAGGUGUUCAGCCAUUCCAUCACCAGUUCUGUAACGGAGCCUCCCCCAAACAGUGAACAGAACGGAGCCCUCAGCAAUGGAGACGUUCUUUCUGAGGACAGUACAGCUGCCUGUAUCCAGCCUUAUGAAGAAGUACAGACAUCUGAUCUACUAGAUCAACAGGAUAGUCUGGGAAAGUCUAUAAAAUGUCACCAGAGCCGGGAGCUACCCAGUAUUCCCCCUAACAACCCUAUGGAAACUAUAAUCUCAUCUAGAAAUGCAGAAAAUGAUCAAGGCCUUGGAAUGGAAGGGCCUUAUGAAGUCUUGAAAGAUAGCUCCUCUCAGGAGAACAUAGUUGAAGACUGCUUGUAUGAAACUGUGAAGGAAAUUAAAGAUGUUGGAGCAGUAGUCAGCAUGGAAGGGAACUCUAGCAGCAAAUCAAAGGCCUCACUGACAGUUUCUGAAGGUCAGAAUCAGAUUCCUGAGUGCAGAAUUGAGUCAGCAGAAUAUGCAUCUGUUGACCGAAAUAAGAAGAGUCGCCAAAGUGCAAAUUCAGAAAGUCCUCUUGACAACAUACCAGAUGUAGAGGAUGAGCUUCCCCCUCCAGUACCCAUGAAACUUCUUGAUGAAAAUGAAAAUGUGCAAGAAAAAGAAGUGGAAGAAGAAGUGACAGAAGGAGCAAGUAAACCGGAAAAGAGGCUGAGUUCAGUGUCUUACAAGUCUCGAGAGGAAGAUCCAUCUCUUACAGAAGAUGAGAUCUCAGCCAUGUACUCAUCGGUGAGUAAGCCGGGACAGACCAUCAAGGCACUGGAUUCUCCUUACACCUGUAUUCAAGAAAUUGCAUCUCAGAGGUCCCCGUCCAUUUGCAGUGGCCUCUAUGCAAGUGUGAAGGACUUUGAAAACGCCCUCAAUUCCACCACUGUGCCUCAGUCAGCGGACAGAGCAAACGGGGAGCUGGAGCCGGACUAUGAAGCCAUCCAGGCAGUGAGCCAAGAGGAAGACAGGACCUUGGUGGUGCCCAACACAAACCACACUGCUCUUUCAGGAGAGAGCGACUACGAGAGCAUAGGGGACUUGCAGCACCACAGGGAAUUCACCAGACUUUAACCACUCUGGCAGUAGAUUUCCACGCUGUUAUUUGCAAAGGACAAUGAAACAUGGAGAGGGAAGUGCUUUUCCUAUGGAACACAAGUUGUGAAGAAGCAAUGCACAUUUCAGCCAGGGUGUGAUACCUGCUUGUUUUUCUGGGUGGUGGAUCAAGGCUCAUGGGAAAGGGUACAUCAGGUCAGAAAGAUGACCUGAUGUAAAUGGAAAAUGUAAAGGUUUCUUUAUUGUUAUUUGCUCCAAGGCAAAUGCAAUUUGGGAAGGAGUGUCACGCUUGUUGUCCUGAUAGGAUUACGUACCAAAAAGACUACCUUUACACAAAACUAGCUUCUCAUUUUAAGAGAUUAUUUUAUGUAAUUUUCUUCCAAGUGUUUUUCAAGCAUAAUUUUUCAUUCAAGUUUUGGCAUCUGCAAUGUUGAGCAAACCACGGAUAAUUGUACCUCAACUCAGACUUACUCUGUGGGGCUGGGGAAGAUGCACUCACUUCUGUGUCUUUUGGGGAACUCUGUCCACCUUCACUGCAACUAAAGUGCAAACAACAGUAGUUCACAAGGGACUGACUCCAAAUGUACUUGAAUUAAUUCUGCUGGCUUUUUCUUUUUUCUGUUUCUUUUUUUUUUUCUUAAUGUCAAGGGCUGUAGAAUGUGACUUGCAGUAUUUGAGAUGUGUACUGGUAUUUGUAGGGGUUUUGUUUGAUUAUUUGUGAAAUACCCCUUUAAAAUGGCAACGGUCACCCUUAGCAUUCUUGCACUGUUUCCCUCAAAUGGACAUAAACACCUACACAUACACACCCCAGACCACUGUCAUGUUGCAAAAAUUGUGCAAUUGAAUGCAUUGGCAUAAUGUGUAAUCUAACCUUAGUAGUGUUAAGUAAUUUUUUUUUGCAGAAUUUUGCCCUUUUUAAAGACUGAGCUAUUUUAAUGUUUGUCUAGUUUCUUAUAUAGGAAAAAUUCUGUACUGUGUUCAGUGGGUAAUACUUUUUUUUUUACAACAUAUUUUUCAUCUUCAAAGUUUUUAUAGAUUAACUUACUAGGGUUUGUAACAGGAGGAAUCCCAUUCUUUAUUUGGGCUUGAUUUUUGUUUUGGUUUUUUUUUUUCCUAUUUCAAAAGUAGAUAAAUGAAAAUUGCUUUGGGGUUGUUUUGUUGACUUUUUCUGUCUCCUUGAGCAGGGAAAUGGAACAUGCCUUGCUGUUUUUAAGCUAAAAUCAUGGAGUCUAUGUAAAAGAACACUGCCAAAGGGCAAAAAAGAGGCAAAAGAGACAGUGGGAUUUAGUCAGGCAUAGCCACUGGUCCUCCUUGUUCUUCUCCUAAAAGGAGCAGGAGGGCAACCAAGACCUACUUGGGCCUCUGAAAAACAGUUUGAAAGCCACUGGCUUUUCAAAAAUGCUGAGUUAUUCUGUUACUGUGAAAAAAAAGUACAGUGCUUGGAUGAAAUAAGCAGGUACUGGAUUGGUACCUUUUUUCUUCAAUAAUAAUACAAUAAAUAGUACAAUGGUACAAGAAUAGUCCAAGAGUAAAGAACUAGCAUUGCGUGACAUGCAUGUGCACAUAUCCCCAUGUAUAUAAGCAUACACUUGUAAUUUGGACACAAGUAUAAGUUAUAGUCCAAGCUGGCAACAUUCACAUACAUAAUAUCUGGCAUGUGCUUGAAGAGCAGUUUAUUUUUAAUUCAAAAUAAACAGUACAUAAACUGAGGUUGGCUUAUUCUGUAGUAAACAAAACUGGUUUACUUUCAGCUCAAUUGGUACUGGGUUUUGAAGGUUGAGCCCUUCUCGGAUCCUUGGUCAGUUCUCAACAUGACUUGGUACUAUAAAGAGCAAGCAUAGAUCUAGUUAACACAUUUAUUAGAAAUAGCUUCAUAACUGAGAGAAGUGUGCUGAUUUACAGGCUUUGCCUGCAAGUAGUACAGCUCUGAGGAGCAGUGCAGUUGAGCAGUCAGCCCACGGGGUGGUUCAAACUUUGUGGAUCCUGACCUUGUGUGACAGUGCAACACAAUCGAUCUACAACUCUUCCUUGGAGGAGAAGCAGUUCAGACCACUCCACAUCCAUCCUGUUCUUGACCAUGCUGCCAUGUUUUGACAGCUGCAGCAAACCCUUUGAUUCCACUUCAGUGCUUUUUAAGGAUGACUGUGGUUCUGCUUUCUGGAGUUUUUCCCUUUAUAAAAGUUUUUGUUUCUGUUUCCUUGAAUGUGAAUUCAUGAAGUUCACCUUUGAAUGUUCUCUCCUUCUACUUCACACUGUUUAAGGCCAAAGAUACACCAUUUUUCAGAAGAUUUGUCAUGCUAAGUCUGGAGAAUUUCUUUAGUCUUUAACUAUGUGUUUGCUGUCUGUUCCUUGCUCAGGGGUACCAGUUUAUACAUGUAGUCCUCAGUCUGACUCCUGCAGUUUAGUGGCAGGCAAACCUCAACUCCUGAUAUUCCCAAAUGCAUCUCAAGAUGUAGUUAUUGUUCUGCAUGGGUGACUGCUUUUGGAGAAACAGUAGGAACAUAAGGUUUGCCAGGUUCACUGGAUUCAAUUUCAAGACCAAUUCAAAGGUAUCUUUAGAUAAUGUCAGUUGAUAGCAAAGAAUAGCACUGAAUUCUUGAUUGUAAAAUUUUAAGGUGCAAAAGAAGAAAAGCAAACAUCACUCUAGAAAUACCCCCAUUGGGACCAGCAAGUCAAAGGAUGGUGGAGGACUGUCCAGUCAUUCUGUUGUCUUUCACAGCCAGAUCAGAAAUGUUGCUUUGUAGGAAGGGACACAAAUCCUUCCGUUCUUUCUUUCCUCUGUUCUGACAACUGCUUCUGAGACCCCCCCCCAGGCUUCCCUUUUACAUAGUGAAAGAAAAAUUUUCCUCCCCCUCUCUUCUUUCUUUGGUUUCUGUUUUUAACCUGUCUCCUACAGCCUUGCACUGGGAGCUGGUACCAUGUCUGCAGUGCUGUGGCAGUGGCACAUUCUUUCCUCUUUCAGUUACUUUCAGGCUGGUCACAACCCUUUAAUGGUUCAUCAGACCUCAGUCUCAUGGAGAAGCAAUUCACAUUUCGGAUUGCUGCUUUUGGGAUAUGUACCUGCCCUCGGCCUUGAGACUCACACACACUGGACUUAAAAGCUGCAAAAAUUAAUUACCCUCCUGAACAAGGAUGUAUGGGGGAAUCCGUAACUCCCCUGCAAUCUCCAUUAUGUAGUUUAAUGCUAAAUGAAAAUGGUUUAGAAUUCAGACCUAGGUUGGUAAGUGAGUAUUUACAUUUCUUGACAAAGAAUCAAGGUUCUGGUUUAGUUCCCUCUUCCCAGAAGUAAUACCUGUUCCUUUAUGGCUGCUGUCAAUGCUUCCUUUUCAUUAAUACAUUUGAUAGACAGAUGUUUCCAGCAGUAAUUCCCAAAGAGAUUCAUCUGACUGUAAAGAAAAGGGAGUUUCUUCUACUUGUCUCUUUACUGCUCUUUUUAACUCUUUCACCAUAUCCCUAAAUAAAAUAUCAACAUCCAAAAUGAAGUGUUUGUUACCUGGUGAUGUUUUCUGGGGAAGAUUGACAGUCUAUUUCUUUGCUUCCUUUUUUUGGCACAACUGUACAAUAAGAUCUCCCAGCAAAUUGCCACAGUAAGGCCAACAGAAGCUGUAAUGUGUAUAUAACUGCACUAGUGAAGAGGUCUUUUUGAUUUCCCUCUGGGAACGGGUAGAAAAUAGGAAAUGCAGUUCAGACAUCUCUUCCACGAAUCUGUGUCUUCCAUGAGAGUUGUUCUUACCACAUACCUAGACCAGUGCUAAUCCAAUAUGUAAACCAGUCAUCCUGUUCUACCAUGAGUGUAGAAUAACUUUCUCAGUCAGAGAGAGAAAUAAAUUCUUUGCAGAUACCUGUAGCAUGGGCAUGUACCUAAUUACCACAGUUAGAUCAGUUAUAGUGCCUUUUCUACAAAGUAGCUAGUACUUCCAUACUCUUUUCCAUACUGUAUGUGUUUAACUCAAAAGUACAAAGGGACAACCCCAACGUUUACUUGUCCCAACUUGGAAACAUCUUUAUAGAGACACAUUUAAUGUUAACUCAGUUAACUAGACCUCAGUUAGCCCUACAAUAGCAAUAGUCACUCACAAACAUCCACUAAAAAGCCCAGUAAUGUAGCUAUGAUGACCAAGCUUUGCAAUAAGAAUUAUCAGUCUUCUUUUGAAGAACCUAGCUUUUACAAUAGUGAGCAUUCAGGGAGGUGGUGUUCAUGUCAACUGUGAACAAUUUGUUGCUUUAGUCUUUCUAUUCAUAUAAAUUGCAGGCUUGCUUACAUGUAGCAGGAUCCAUGGGGUGAGGGAUGAGUAGUGUGGGGAUUCAUAUUCAUGAGUAACCCAGAGCUGGCUCAUCCCCAUAGUUUCAGCUGGCUGAUGACCAGCUGCCUUUUCUCCAAGCUCUCAUCUAUCGUGCCUUCAAGGAAUCCAUCCUGAGGGGCUGCAUGCUUCUCCAUGGCUCCCUAAACAGCUCCUGUCUGCUGGUUUGAACACGAUUCCGUGUUCGCGGUGCUCUCAGUUCAAUCUCUCAAUGGUGCUUCUGUAAGAUGCUGGAUAAAUGGUUUGCAUGUGUAAAGCAGUGACACAGAGUGCUCUCUCUGGUAUUGUCUGCUUUCCAGAACUUCAUGUUAACUGUGCUGCUCUUGACUACAGAAGCUGACAGUGCUGCCCUGUCUCUUGCUCGUCUCACUGCAGCCAGGGCAGAGUCACCCCAUGUGGCAGCCCUGCCCAGGCUGGGACACGGGUGUUUAAAAGCAGCCAUUCAGGCCAGGUGACUUGGCUUGGAAGCAGCUAGAGAGGACUCUCAUCUGUGCACUGUGGGACUGGAAACAUCAUACCCCAGCUCAAGGACUUGAUUUCUGUCUCCUCUUGUGCAUAUACAUUUGUUUGCCACGUGACUGUAAGAAAUCUGUUGUAUCAAACAUUUCAAUUUGGACCACACUCCAGUGAGGGGCUCUUGCUCUUAGGCAAAUAACCAGUUAUUUCAGAUGAGUUUUAUUUUUUGAGGUUGAAGUAUGCCUGAAUAAGGCUUUUACAUGCCUCACAAGUAAUUUGGUGUGGUAGUCUGCUGCAAAACAGAAGAAUGCAGAAAGAUGCUUAGCCUGACAGAUGCUCCUUUGGUGGUGUGCUGAAGACUUUCAAGGGCAGGUCCCUUCCUGGGAGCAGGGAACAUAAUUACUGUUAAUACAAUUUCAUAUCCUGGUGCUGAAGUUGAUUUGUAGCAUCUCUUCUGGCAGGGUGGUGGCUGAAGUCAUUGCCAGAGCAGAUCUCAGCCUCAGAAAAGAAAAAUAUAUAUAUAAAAUAUAUAUAUCUUGCUGGCAAGCAACAUGUGUUCAGGAUUAUGUUAAAGAUAAAUGGAACAUCACAGAGCUAAAAAUACAGGGUUCCCUUUCUUCAAGGAGAGAGAACCCCCUUGGCUGGUCAGCAUAAAAUAUGCCAGGCUUACAAAGCUUGUUAAACAAGUUAAUUGCCUAUGUGGUGAUUUUCCAGGAGUGCAUUAGGAUAUCACAUACAGUAGGCACUGUUCUUUUCUCCUGAACAGCAGAAAAAUGACAAUUUAUUUGUAAUACAAGGUUCCCAUUGAUUAAUUGAUAAUACUUAAUUUACAUAUAAUCCAAAGGUCAGCAAGAGUGUCUACACAAUGUAGAUAUAUUUUAGCUCUGGCACCCCAAUUUCCAUAGAAAUGCACAGAUUAUCUUUAAAUUACAAACACACUGGUCUGUGCCUAGUCUAUGGGAAAUAUAAAUCUUACAGUUCUGUUUUUACAAGCUGUGAGGUUUUGUUUCUGGAGGCCUUCAGUUUUAAGCUGGCCAGAAGGACAGUCACUAGAAAUAUGAUAGCAAAGUGCCUAAAAAUAUGGAUGUUUCUGUAAAAUUAAAGAUGCUCACUGUUAUUGCACUUGACUACUGUAUGUGGUGCUCUCUUGCCAUACACAUUCCUAAAUAUUGGCUUUCAUUUGUGGUGUUCUUUUAUUGUAAUAAUAGCACAGUCUGACAAGGGCUUUGUCUCUGCAAAUUCAUUGGCUAAUUUUAACUAGCAUGUGUUUGUACAGAAAAUACAAUUUUUUUCAUUUAGAAAGCAGGUAUGUUAUUUCCUAUAGUUUAUGAUAAUGCAACAAUUGGCUUAGGUUAUUUAUAAGGUAUGUAAGUAACUUGACUUCAGAAUGCUUCAUUUGAGAUUUCAGAAUGCCUCCUAUUCACUACAAGACAAUAUAACCAACUCUUGUCCUUUUAAUCUUGCUAUAUUGAGGAAGGGGGCUUAAACAUUACGAAUCUUAUUACUAUAAAGAAAAAAGAGACAGUUCUGAUGUUUUCAGUUCCUAAUGUCUAAAAAGAAAACAAUUAUAACUCAUAUUUUAACUUUCAGCAUAGGUGGGAUUUGGACUACCCUCUUAUUUAUGGGACUGCUCUUCCCCACUGUGUUCAUCUGUCACCACCUGAGAAUCUCUUUUGUCCUUAGUGAAAUAUGACAGUUGUACAGAGGGCACAGAAACUGCAUCACAUUAACACUUCUGAAUGGGACCUUUUCAAUGUGCCUGUGAGAUUCAGAAGCCUGGACUUCAGUCUGAUGUUUUGAGGUAAUUGCAUCCUGUCUGGAGGACAUCUGUGGAGGUCUUCACUUUCUUUCUAGGCAAGAAAUUCUGUAGCUUGCAAGCACUCACAUGACAGUCAAAGACACAUAUAAGAUGUGAAUCAUCACAAUGUUUAAAUGCAUUAUUAAAGAGACAUUAUCUAAGAGCAUUAUCUAAGAGCACAAGAACCUGCUUUCUUACAUGUCUGAGGAUACUGGAAUUUGCUCUUUGUAUCUGAGACUGAGAAAGGUCACAAAACCAGUCUCCUCAGCACAUCCUACCAGCAGACAGGUCUUUGAAAUGAGCCACUGUGCUGGCUCCUGAGUUUCUGAGUUUCUGCAUGUAUGUACCAACUUCAUGAUUUCCAGCAGGGUUCAUCUCAUCUCAUCUCAUCUCUGUGGCAUGACUACUUAGGAAUGGCCCUUUAUUCACAGUCCCAACCUCUUUAACUUAGGGAAGGGCAUGUGAGCUGCUUCUUCUCAGUCUGAUCAGUCAUUCUAGAUGAAAGUGUGCUAAGAGCACCUUCAGAACCACAAAAGAGCAUUCAUUGUCAGGGUAAAACAGGUACAGCCCACAGCAGCAGCUAGGAAGAAAGGUAAAGUAACAAUGUUAAAUUUCAUUUGCACUUCCCCACCCCAGAGACAACCUGUUUUGAAACAUUUUUAAGGUAGAAAAGGUUACAGUAAAGGGAGGAGUUGCUGAGAGUCUCACAAGAGACAGAUAACAUUGUUUAUUCUUCUCAGUAUUCCCUAUAUAGAGAGAUGCAGGAUCAAGUCAUCACCACCCAACCAUGAUGCAGCUGGAUUAUCUUUCAUCAAGCCUCCAUAUCAACAGAAUGGAAAUUAAUAAAUUCUAAAUACAUGUUUUUGUUCUAUUAGAAACCCAAUAAGGACAAAUGUAAAUGCACUAAAGUAAGCACCAUGUGUAGAUCUGGACUUGCAUCAUAUGGGGUUUUUAGCAAAAAACAAAACCCAAAUGAACAAAAAACCCAACUCUAACUGGAUUACUUUAUUUAAAUAGAAUUCUUUGCAUGAGCCAAGGCUGCAGGAGUGGGCCCUAAGAGUUUAGAAGUUUGGUUUAGUGAUAGGUACUUUUGUUUGUAUUUUCAGUGAAAUGUAUUUUCUUUUUUUUUUAUAUUAGUGAAUUGAUAUGACUUCCAUAGAAACAACAAAAAAUAGUCAGUUAUAGGGAUAAUUAUGUCUAAUAGCUAAUUAUUAAAAUCAUGCCUCAAUAAGAGUCACUUAAAAUCGGGUGCUAUAUGAGCUUCAGCAUAAAAUUGCUUUAUAUAUGGAACACUGCAUACCAAGAACAUAGUGGAUAAGAAUUUGUAAAUACAGACACUUGUUUAUUUUAUCCAUUGUUUUAUAAUGGAAAAAAUACAUGUUACUGGAAUAUCUCCAAGCAAAGUUCUCUUACAUAGUGUUCUAGCAACAAAUUUGUUUUCUGGACAACUAUUUGAGUCUCUGAUCACUGACACAGAACUGCAAAAAAUCCUCAAAACAGUAUGAGCUUGUGUAAAGAGAGGCUUAGGACUGUUCUGGCUAUCAUAGAGUGGAUAUAGUUGAAUAUCCUGCAAAGUUCAGCUCUGUGGGCACAGAGAGCAGCUCAGUGAUUGUGCCAUAUACACAAUGCAUGGAGUCAGUGCAUGCAGACUUCUGAGAUGGCAUUAGCUAAGGCUUGUUUGCUACAAGAAGAGUUAUUUGGCUUGCUAACUGUUUGAAAUCAAAUUUUUUUAAUCAACAUCACUGCAAACACUGAAAUACUGUAGUUUUGCAGAAUGUAUGUUCCAUAAAUUGUAGUUUAACUGUAAUUGCAGGGCUUAUCCUACUGUUAGAGCAGUUCAGAUCCAACACUAAACUGCAUUUUGUAAAUUAACAAAUGCCAUUAAAUUCCUCUCAAUAUUUUGUAAUAGUAUACACAAGUUGAUGUCAUUUAGUCAUACCUUUGUUUCAAGAAUCUUCAUCACAUAUUUCUAUAGCCAAUUCAGCUUUUGGCUGCUGAAAGCACAGUAGGCAAUUAUGGUUAUUUACUGUAAAGAUAGAAAGUUUUAUGUAAAUAUUUCUGGGGGAAAAUGCUACAUGAACAUAUGAAGCAGUUAUCUAAAAGUAAGAACAUAGGCCAAUAAUAAAAAAUGCAAGUUUUAUUUAUGUACAGUAGCAUCCUAAUAUUUACUUGUUUAUAUGCAGAAGAAAAUUCAUAUGAUUCUGUACUGUAUUCUCUGAAAGCAUUUAAAAGAGGCUCUGCCAUUUUCUCUGGUUAUUAUAUUUGCAAAUAACUCAAAUUUAUUGGAAAUCCAUGUAAAUUAUGUCAAAUGGGAAACAUGUUACAUUGCAAUGAAAUUAAUUUAAUUCAAAAAUCCUGGCAAAAUUCACUGGAUUAAAAUCUAUACAUAAAUUCAAUAGCCAGACAGAAUAAACUACAAUAAAUAA
Camarhynchus parvulus is the source of this 10706-nucleotide messenger RNA. RefSeq names its product phosphoprotein membrane anchor with glycosphingolipid microdomains 1 (gene PAG1). NCBI's taxonomy places the organism in Eukaryota, Metazoa, Chordata, Aves, Passeriformes, Thraupidae. Gene Ontology annotation, biological process: intracellular signal transduction; negative regulation of T cell activation. The transcript is spliced from 10 exons. The record is from RefSeq and is a predicted model, not a curated record. The coding region runs from base 469 to 1743 and encodes 424 amino acids. Gene Ontology annotation, cellular component: plasma membrane; membrane raft.